AUGGAUGCCACGGAAAUUCUUAGGAUUAUCGUGUCACAAGAAGCACGGACGGCCCAUGUUGAACGAAGUGUUGUGGAAUACAAACAGGAGCUCGCCAGGACACGCCAUACCCUGGAAAAGACCACAAAGGAUCUGGAAGAAACUGCGAGGGUGGCCGAACUUCUCUACGAAUUAAGUCAGAAGCUUGGGACGGUGACCGAUUAUCUCGUGAAACAGCAGAGACUAUUGGACAAUAAGGACCGCAUUUCGUACGAAACCAUUUUCAAUAUUCUUCUCAAGCAAGCUGAGUCUCAGGAGGAUGAGCCCAAAGUCGAAGGGGACAGCAUAAGUGACAAACAAGGUGGACUCGAACAUCCCGCUGGUGUCAUUGCGCUGAGCUAG
This is a messenger RNA of Penicillium daleae, 381 nucleotides long. RefSeq lists its product as uncharacterized. Bases 1 to 381 code for a protein of 126 amino acids. Lineage: Eukaryota; Fungi; Ascomycota; Eurotiomycetes; Eurotiales; Aspergillaceae. The transcript is spliced from 2 exons. The record is from RefSeq and is a predicted model, not a curated record.